Messenger RNA from Cryptococcus amylolentus CBS 6039, 530 nucleotides. RefSeq lists its product as hypothetical. Bases 16 to 507 code for a protein of 163 amino acids. The transcript has 4 exons. The record is from RefSeq and is a predicted model, not a curated record. Lineage: Eukaryota; Fungi; Basidiomycota; Tremellomycetes; Tremellales; Cryptococcaceae.
GUCGUAUCCCAACCCAUGUCAUUUUCAGACGAGUCAGAAGAAAUGGGCCCCAUCACGCCUGCCAUGAAACGCUUUCUCAGCGCCGAGCGCUAUGCCGUCAUCGGUCGUGUCCUCGAUGACCGUUCUCGCUGGGACAACAAGGUCCUUAGGUGGUACCAAGCGCGCAACUACCCAGUUGCUGCUGUACGACCCGACAAACCGUCCGAGUCCAUCGAAGGGCUGGACGUGCUGACUGAUCCUCUUUCCAUCCCAUCCCUCCCCUCUACCUCCGUGUCUAUCAUCAUACACCCGGUCAAGUCGCUCGGCAUCCUCCAGUCCCUCUUUGCCGACCCCGCCAACGCGCCUCACAGUGUUUGGUUCCAGCCGGGUGCGGAUGAUGACAGUAUCUGGAAGUGGGUCAAGGAGAAGGGAUUGGAGGAGAAGAUUGUGGGACAUGGUGCAUGUGUACUGAGGGAUGGAGACGGUGUAUUGGACGCCAUCAAGAGCGACGGCAAGGCCAAAAUCUGAAUGGUAUGCAGCAGGUCGUGGAG